Molecule: messenger RNA, 654 nt
Organism: Pteronotus mesoamericanus
Lineage: Eukaryota; Metazoa; Chordata; Mammalia; Chiroptera; Mormoopidae
Gene: LAMTOR5
Product: late endosomal/lysosomal adaptor, MAPK and MTOR activator 5
Exons: 4
Coding region: 97-372 (91 amino acids)
Biological process (GO): cellular response to amino acid stimulus; positive regulation of TORC1 signaling
Cellular component (GO): lysosome; Ragulator complex; cytoplasm
Molecular function (GO): guanyl-nucleotide exchange factor activity
Source: RefSeq, a predicted model, not a curated record
CCGUCAUGUGACCGAGGAGCGCUGGAGGCCUGUGCUGGAGAAGGAAGAACCGGCGGGAUUCGGCAGGGGUCCUGGGUCUGGUGGGCGGCUGGCGGGAUGGAGGCGACUUUGGAGCAACACUUAGAGGACACAAUGAAGAAUCCAUCCAUUGUUGGAGUCCUAUGCACGGAUUCACAAGGGCUUAAUCUGGGCUGCCGUGGGACCCUGUCAGAUGAGCACGCCGGGGUCAUAUCUGUUCUAGCCCAGCAAGCAGCUAAGCUCACCUCAGACCCCACCGAUAUUCCUGUGGUGUGUCUAGAAUCAGAUAAUGGGAACAUUAUGAUCCAGAAGCAUGAUGGCAUCACAGUGGCGGUGCACAAGAUGGCCUCCUGAUGUCGCCGCAGCUCUGCCGCCGCCGACGCAGGGGUGCGGGCGUCUCCGCGUGAAUUACUGCGCACGCUCUGACAGCUGCAGUAGUUAGGCUGUUCACUGACGGCUUUGGGCACUUUUAAGUUUAGAGUAAGUUGCUUUUCGACACUCUAUGGACUAUCAAACUAUUAGCAAGAAAGGAUCUUGUUUUGCAGAGCAGGUGCAGGUGAUUCUGUAUAUAGAAUUUUGUUGUAUGUUCAAUAAAUGUGGUUGGAGGAAAGCUUGGAUCUUUUCUGGAUUCUCUAA